Messenger RNA from Echinostoma caproni, 459 nucleotides. The record is from the annotation of a GenBank genome assembly. NCBI's taxonomy places the organism in Eukaryota, Metazoa, Platyhelminthes, Trematoda, Plagiorchiida, Echinostomatidae.
AUGACUCGUCGUGUACUGGAACCCAUGCUUCUUGGCGUGGCAAUUACGUGCAUCAUUCUUUCUGUGGCGUUAGAUGAUUGGAAUUGUGGAAGUCUGUUCAAAUCCUGUUUAGAUCGCUGGCGUACCAUAACGUUGGGUGUGAUCAUUCUAUUCUGUCUCGGUCUUGCAUGUCUUGUUUUGGUAUUCCUCAUGGAUCUGGCUCACUGUUGUUCAACCACAUUGGAUUUGAAUGCAAGUUUCACCACAACACGGCUCUGUGCGCUAUUUCUCGGUCUUAUCCUCCUGACCACCGGGCUUAUUGUGUACACUGCUGAAAUGGGUCGCCAAUGGUCUUAUCUGUCCGGUGUGUCUGGUGUCGUGUUUGCCGUCCAAGGAUCGAUAUUAGCAUUUGUCACGUGCCAAUGUACUUCCGCUCGGGGGAGAACUAGAAUGCAAGUCACUCGGACUAUCGCCACAUGA